AUGCGGGAGGAGGAGCAGGAGCGGUUCGCGGACGCCCUGGAUGAGAUGAUGCGGAACCGCAAUGGGCCGGAGACGUCCGUGUUCUUCGAGAAGGCGGGGAUCCACGGUUGGCCGGGCAGGAACGCGGACAGCCCGACGGCGCCGUGGAACAGGAGCCGCGAGUACUGCGCGCACUCCAGGGAGAGCUUCCCCAUAUGGCACCGCGCGUACCUGUGGGACUUCGAGAAGGCCCUGCAGGCUGCCCACAGGGCGGUGCAUCCGAAAUUGGGGGGACAGAUUGCGCUGCCCUAUUGGGACUGGGGCAGAGUUGUGAAUGGCCAGGUGUACCCCGACAUACUCAAGAGGCGGUUCAGGAACAUAAAGCCGGAUCUCCUGUCUCCCAGGUGGAGAACCAGGUGGCCCCAUGAGCACGUCAGGAAGCUUGCCGGUGUGAGACGUGGCGACGGCUACGAGGAGCUCAAUGAUCGCGUGGACAACCGCGACGGGCUGUGGAGUGAGCUGGAGCCCUUGGAGGUGAAGGUGGAGGAAGCGCUGGGGAAGCGGAACCACUACCAAUUUGCCCACGAGGGUUUCAGGAAUCGCAGCAGCAUUGAGCAUCCCCACAACGCCGUGCACAACUCACUGCAUUUCCCGAUGACCAGCCCAGCGGUCGCUUCUUUCCACCCCAUCUUCUGGCUGCACCACUGCAACGUGGACCGGCAGCUGUCCGAGUACAUUGGCAGGCGGGGGGCGCGGGCUGUGGAGGAAGACUUCCGGAGGAACCAGGCGGCAGGGAAUCCUCGGACGGACACCGAUCGCGAAGAAAAUCUGUACCGCGAGGCGCUGGAGCCAUUCAGGAAGGACGACGGCAGCGAUGUCCAUGUGACAGACAUGUUCAACGAGGACCUCCUGGGGUAUGUGUACGCGCCGCGGCCCAUGGGCAGCUCGCAACGCGUGCCGCGUCCGCUGCAGAUGCGGGAGCUGCCCACCACAGCGGAGUUCGUCGUCGACUUGAUGUCCAUCGGCACGCACAGCUACCAGCUGUACGUUUUCGUGGUGCCGCUGAGCGAGGCCGACACGUGGGAGCCUCCAGAGAACCCCAACGACUGGCGCGACGACCCCAAUUUCGGGGACCUGGCCGCCAUCUUCGGCGGCAAGGGGGAGUCAUGCGGCUGGUGCCGCAGGCGGCCGAAGAUCAGCGUCUACGCCGACAUCACGCAGGCCCUUGCUGGCAGGGGUCUGAGCCGCCACGACGUCCAGCUCCGCGUCAUGUGCCGCAACACAUACGGGACCGUCCUCAGGCUUGAGGACACGAACAUCGACCAGCCGCAGAUCGUGGGCCCCGUUUUCGAAAACAAGGAAGCGCGCUUGGAAAAGGGUGCGGACGCCGCGGGCGAGGUUGUUCAGCUGCAGAAAUUCUUGAACAAGUUCGGGUGGCUGAAGGGCGGGGUGGACGGCGUGUUCGGGGAUGCCACCGAGGCCGCCGUGAAGGCCUUUCAGCGGUUCACCGGCAUCGAUGGCGACGGCGUCGCUGGGCCGGCGACCAUCGCAAAGAUCUUGCAGACGCGCCACGACGACGUUGCCGACCAGGCGGAUGAGCCGGACCAGCCGACUUAUCAUAGGGGGGAGACGGUCGAGUACUGGGUCGGCGUGGCGCCCGCCAACCUGGACCAGGACACCUUGGAAAGCGAAAUUGGCGCUGCUUUCGCAGCGUGGGGAGAGGUCACGGGUGUAAUUUUCACUCGGGUGGGUACCAAGGAGGAGGCCAAAGUGAAGGUGACCUGGGGGGACAGGAGCCCGGACAACUUCUUCCUGUUUGACGGCCCUGGUGGCGCCCUGGCGCACUCCACCAGGGAGUACAUCCAGUUCGACAGGGCGGAGCACUGGCUGGGCCAGGGGGACCAGCCCGAAGCCGGUGCGUUCCACGUGUUGCCCGUGGCGCUGCACGAGGUGGGCCACGUGCUGGGGCUGACGCACAGCAGCAAUAGCGAUGACGUCAUGGCACCGUACUACGCGGGGAAGUUGGAGCUGGCGGAGGGGGACAAGCAGAGGGCCAGGGAGCUGUGGGUGGCGUGA
This is a messenger RNA of Ostreobium quekettii, 2055 nucleotides long. NCBI's taxonomy places the organism in Eukaryota, Viridiplantae, Chlorophyta, Ulvophyceae, Bryopsidales, Ostreobiaceae. The record is from the annotation of a GenBank genome assembly.